This is a messenger RNA of Daphnia pulicaria, 2625 nucleotides long. RefSeq names its product guanine nucleotide exchange factor VAV3-like. Gene Ontology annotation, molecular function: protein binding; guanyl-nucleotide exchange factor activity. The transcript has 15 exons. NCBI's taxonomy places the organism in Eukaryota, Metazoa, Arthropoda, Branchiopoda, Diplostraca, Daphniidae. Gene Ontology annotation, biological process: regulation of GTPase activity; cell migration. The coding region runs from base 109 to 2526 and encodes 805 amino acids. The record is from RefSeq and is a predicted model, not a curated record. Gene Ontology annotation, cellular component: cytoplasm.
ACUAUCAAUACAAGAGACUUAAGUCUCCGUGAUAAGAGAGGUAAGUGUGAUAAGACGACAAGAUUUUAUUAAAAUUUAGCAUGGAGACAAGCAGUCGUGACAAGUACCAUGGCAAGCGCUGACUUGUGGAUAGAGUGUUUGCACUGGUUUAGGCGAUGCGGAAUCGCCUUGCCGGACAAUACUACCCCGACUCAAAGCCUCGAGUUUUUCAGCAACUAUCUGCGCGAUGGCGUUCUAUUGUGUCACCUGUUACAUUUGCUUAACCCCAAAGCCUUAGAAUACUUUUUUGACAUUAGUGAUCUAAUCUGCAUGGAUCCAGACAAAAAUGAGGAAAUGUGUUUGCAAAAUAUCGAGGCGUUUCUACAAAUAUGUCAGACAGAUUUUGGUCUACAACUCUGCGACUUGUUUCAACCAAAGAUGUUGUAUUGCCUGACCGAUUUUGAUAGGGUGCUUCACACCUUGUCUCAGUUAUCUAAGUCUCCGAUAGUAGCCCAACUCGGCAUCACGGAAUUUCCCAUUCCUCGUCGACGUUCUUCUAUUGGAGGUGCCGAGUUGGCGCUGAAACUCCCCAGCAGAAUAGAUGGCCCACAGCAAAUGCACAGGUCAAUUUCUUCGCCGAUCUACGAACCGUCCAAUGAAGUGAUGUAUAUGUGCAUCCUUUCGGAUUUGAGUCCGUGUCCUCGAACGAGUGAUACCGAAACGUUGCCGAACGAUCCCGUUGAACGCGCCGUCCAAAAAUUGCUUAAAGCCGAAAUGGAAUACAUAAACAUAUUAACAGUUAUGGAAGAAACAAUGUUCAAGCAUCUAUCCAAAAUUUUGACCCACAAAGAGCAAACGAUUAUAUUCUACGGCAUCAAGGAAUUGAACCAGAUUCACCAGCAAAUUCAGCGAGAAUUACUCAGCGUCACAGGGAAUCAAGAGAAUAAAUCUCUAACAAAGUUGUACAUUGUCUUCCUGAACUGGAAAGACAAAUUAAACAUCUACCACAGGUACGCGGCUAAUUUGCCAUCCGCUCUUCACGUUGUCGGAGCCGUCUACCGAGGGAAAAAAGAAGUAGCAAGAGAAGUUGAGCUUGCACAAGCUAGUUUGCGGGAUCGAUUUAAACUGACAAAUCUUCUCCUUAAACCGAUUCAACAUGUCAGCCAAUACAGUGUCAUACUUGAAGAAUUACGGAAGUACAUUCCUGAGAAUCACGAGGACUACAAUGGCUUGAAAUAUGCUAGCCAGUCGAUGUCAGAACUUGAGCAGCAUGUGAACGCGAUUAAAAAAGACAGUUUCUUGAUACAAUCAUUAGAACACGUUCAGUCAACAAUAUGUGGCUGGAAGUUUAGUAAACCCCCCUUAACAUCCUUCGGACGUUUCUUCAAAGACGGUUUAUUGAAAGUCAGUGGCUCAACGGCAAAUGACAGUAAUCAAAAAAUAAAAUACCAAAUAUUCCUCUUCAGCCGGACGGUUAUCUUUUGUACUCCAAAAUCGGGCAUAAGAAAUCUAAGAAAAUUAUCGCGCGUUGAACAGUUUUCCUACCAGUUCCGACUUUUUCUGCAAAAUUGCUCCAUCGAUGAACAAGUCGGCUUGACUGGUUUUUUCGAGGAUCCGACAAUUCCGUGGACAAGUUCUUGGCGGAUUCAAGGACCAAAAAGAAAGACAAGUUUAACCUUUUACAGCAAGACCCCCGAAGAACGACUGAAAUGGAUUGAGAGUUUCAAACUUGUCAUGGCACAACUCCAUCCAUCGUUAGAUAGUACCGAUGCAUCCACGCACAAGUUCGAACUUCAGACAUUCUCUCCUGUUGUGGACUGUCACUUUUGCCACCAAUUGCUCAAAGGGCUUCUUGAUCAGGGUUAUCGAUGCUCAAAAUGCGGAGAGUCUUUUCACAAACAAUGUUUGGAAUCUUCACAAAGGUGCUCUGAUGAAGCAAUAUAUGAAGAGAUUUUGAGUAACGAAACGGAUCGGAGCGGAAUGUCGGAUUUUGAGCAAGAAUCGGGCAUUCACGAAAUGCAGUCGUUAGAUUCAUCGUCUCAAUCGGGGGAAUCAUCAAGCCGGACUGAAGAACCACCAGUUAGAGCUUUCAAUACGUUAGCUAUUGCUCAGCAGGUUGAGCAAUCACUUGAGCCUAAAGAAAGUCUAGAAUCUCAAUUGUGGUUUGCAGGAUCUAUGAGCGCCCUUGAAGCCACAGCUCAUCUUAUUGGGACUCAGCCGGGGACAUUUCUUGUCAGAAGGAGGAAAACGGAAGAUAAUUUAUCAGCUCCUUUCGCACUUAGUGUCAUGAUGGAAUGCGGAGUAAAGCACAUUUUAGUGCAGUGCUUCAAAUCACAACCAGAAGAUAGUGACUAUCUUACUCUUAGGUCAAGUUUGGGUAAACAAGAUUUUUUUUUGGUUCCUGGACACACUUUUCCCACCAUCAACGAUCUUGUUUCCUACUAUACGCAUACCUUUCUUAGCGAAGAAGUCUCAGUGGCGAUGGAUAUUUACCUGAAGAUUCCGUUCAAGCUGACAAACAAAAAGAUAAAUUAUACGACUCUAUGAUUGAGCGGUACUUGAACCGUUUACAAACCUAUUUGUUUCAUAUAAUUUAGCAAUGUGUGAGCUUCAAUAGAUUGUGCAAUUGGGCACACUGUUUUCGAA